Messenger RNA from Megalobrama amblycephala (Wuchang bream), 2253 nucleotides. It is a transcript of the gene rab27a, whose product is annotated as RAB27A, member RAS oncogene family. Gene Ontology annotation, molecular function: GTP binding; GTPase activity. The coding region runs from base 261 to 929 and encodes 222 amino acids. Lineage: Eukaryota; Metazoa; Chordata; Actinopteri; Cypriniformes; Xenocyprididae. The transcript has 6 exons. Gene Ontology annotation, cellular component: melanosome; secretory granule. Gene Ontology annotation, biological process: positive regulation of exocytosis; melanosome transport. The record is from RefSeq and is a predicted model, not a curated record.
AUAAUUAUGAGCCAAGCCUUGACCACGUAGGAUUGGAGGUACAGCACGGGAAGUAUUGCGUCACAGCACGGCCGCUUACACGCACUGGUGCUUCAUGUGGGUGUGGGAGCAACUUUAGGAAACAAAGUGUCCAUCGCUUCAAAAGUAUCACACAAUUGUACUUGUUCUCCGUUGGUUUAAUAUUUUCGAAAAAGCUUUUAAAAUCCGACGAGAUCAACAGACGUUCGGGUCACUGUCCUGGUCCUCGUUCAGCUUUCAGUAUGUCCGAUGGGGACUAUGAUUACCUCAUCAAGUUCCUCGCACUGGGGGACUCUGGGGUGGGAAAGACCAGCUUCCUAUAUCAGUACACGGAUGGCAAAUUCAACUCUAAAUUCAUCACGACAGUGGGAAUAGACUUCAGAGAAAAACGAGUGGUGUACAAAUCCAACGGUCCUGAUGGCACAGCCGGGAGAGGUCAGAGGAUCCACAUUCAGCUGUGGGAUACGGCCGGACAGGAGAGAUUCCGGAGUCUGACCACAGCGUUCUUCAGGGAUGCCAUGGGCUUCCUGUUGCUCUUUGACCUCACGAACGAGCAGAGCUUUCUUAAUGUGCGGAACUGGAUGAGUCAGCUGCAGACGCAUGCGUACUGCGAGAAUCCCGACAUUGUCUUGUGUGGAAACAAAUCAGACCUGGGGGACCAGCGUGCCGUGAAAGCAGACAAUGCACGAGAACUGGCUGAAAAAUAUGGUGUCCCAUACUUUGAGACAAGCGCUGCGAACGGUGAGAAUGUGAGCCAUGCCGUGGAGGUUCUGCUGGAUUUGAUCAUGAAGCGCAUGGAGAGAUGUGUGGACAAAUCCUGGAUACCAGACGGAACGGUUCGAACCAACGGUCACAGCACCAGCGACCUGGCAGAGCCGCGGGACACAGACCAGAGCAAGUGUGCCUGCUAAUGCCACGUUCCUGCCACUUUACAGUAAUAAUCCUCCCUGUGUGGUCUUUGCUUCAAGAUGCAGUGAAGGCUCAAUAAUCUUUUUCAUUAUUCAUAUUCAUUUUGGUUUAAUUCACUGGCUGUAGAGGAUCAGAGACCCUGCGCUGCAUUAAACCUGGGGUUGCCACAUCCUCACUUAGUUUUUCUCAGAAUGAAUGGAUUAAAGCCACCUAGAUUAUCAAGGCUGGUACUUUAGGCUGGUUACCAGUCUCCACAUUUUGAGAGCACUUUACAACAAAUCUUUCAUUCAGAACCCUUAAUGCAUCAGACUAGAUGUGUAUCAAGGGCUUGAUUUCUAUCGCUGUUCCUUUCACUGUUAAAACUAAAUCUGGACUAUUGCAUGCAGUGGACAUCAGUGCAUUUCUCUGAUUCCAACACUGUGACACAGUGGUUAGAAAAUGAGGUUUGUGAUUUCUAAAUGAAAACCUCACAUCUUAAAAUCACUGAAAUAUAAACACAUUUAAAAUAUAUAUUUAAAAAAAAAGGUUCAAAAUGACAGUUCUGUCAUUAUUAUCUCACCUCCCAUGUUAUUUGAAACCUGACUUUUUUUUAAUGAAAAAUAAAAACAUUUGAAGUUAAAAUGAUGAGGGUGAGUAAAUUAUGACACGAUUGUCUUUUUUUUGGUGAACCUGGUUUCAACUUGGUUUGGUAAAAAUAAUUUGUGCUGGUUGUCCCUCUCUAGUGGACUGAUGAUGAAUCGCACUCCCUUCCAUGCCACUUUUUAACAAGUUUGUUGAACUUCACACUUUUAAAUGUUACUAUGUUAUCUCUAGUCAUGUAGAUAUGUCAGACAAAUAAAAUAAGUAUUUAGAUGUCAUCGUAUUCAUAUUUAGAUUAGUAGUUGAUUUAUAUUGUAUAUUUGUUUAGACAUUGACCAGGUGUUAGUUGUGGUUUUUCUGUAUUUCUAGGCUCUGGUUCAUGUAACUUUACUGCCAUUUAAUCACGGGAUUUGAUUUGGAAUGUUGUUUAGAUUAAAUAUCCACAUCUAUACUGUAAAUUAUGGUUAAAGUUCAUAUUUUAUUUCUCAAAAAGGGGUUGCAAAGUGCCAGUAGAGUCUGUUCAUCUUAUCUCUUUACAGUCCCUCCAUUUCACAAAAGUAAAACAAAAGAAUUCUGAGUGAAUGUUUUUUAAUUUUCUGUGGACAUUUUGGUUUCGUUUACAGAAUCAUUUCCAAAGUGCUUUAUUUUACUGUAGUGCCUGUAACACUGUAUCAUUGCCAAACACUGUCUUUUGUGCCAAAUACUGAAACUCUGUUUGAGAAAAUAAAUAUAUUUUAUUUAUUAUUA